Vidua macroura (Pin-tailed whydah) is the source of this 4279-nucleotide messenger RNA. Its product is annotated as protocadherin beta-15-like. Gene Ontology annotation, molecular function: calcium ion binding. Gene Ontology annotation, cellular component: plasma membrane. NCBI's taxonomy places the organism in Eukaryota, Metazoa, Chordata, Aves, Passeriformes, Viduidae. The coding region runs from base 5 to 2446 and encodes 813 amino acids. The record is from RefSeq and is a predicted model, not a curated record. The transcript has a single exon. Gene Ontology annotation, biological process: homophilic cell-cell adhesion.
CGCCAUGGCGCUCGCAAGGCAAGUGCUUUGUCUCUCUGCUUUCCUCUCGCUGCCGCACGCUCGCGCCGAGCCCAUCCGCUACUCCGUAGCCGAGGAGGCGGAAAGCGGCUCCCUGGUGGGCCAGCUGGCGGAGGAUGCGGGGCUGACGCCGGCGCAGCUCUCGGCUCGCCGCGCCCGCCUGGUCUCGGAGGACGGCCGGCAGCAUUUUCGCUUAGACCGCGCCUCCGGCCGCCUCGUCGUGGCGGCGAGGCUGGACCGGGAGGAGCUCUGCGGCCAGUCCGCCACCUGCAUGCUCCCCUUCGAGCUGCUGCUCUCCAACCCCCUGCAGUUCUUUCGGGUCGAGGUGGCUCUGGACGAUAUCAAUGACCACUCACCCGUCUUCCCCGAGGAACGAGUCACUUUUAAGAUUCCAGAGACGAGCGAUCCCGGCUCUCGUUUCCCGCUGGAGGUGGCUCGGGACCUCGAUAUUGGUAGCAACACAGUCCAGGAGUACAGCAUCUCUCCCGCGAACGAGUAUUUCAGUGUCUCCUAUGGGACUGGGAUUUCAGGCAAGAAGUAUCUUGAACUUGUUUUGGAUAAGCCACUAGACAGAGAGGAGCAGGCAGAGAUGUGUCUCAGUGUUACUGCCGUGGAUGGGGGCUCUCCUUCCAGAAGUGGGGCCACCCAAGUAAACAUUGUAAUUCUGGAUGCAAAUGACAAUGCUCCCAGCUUCACAAAGGAGGUGUACAUUGGAAAGGUCCUGGAGAACAUGCCCGAAGGCUCUGUGGUUCUGACUGUGCUGGCAACUGAUCAGGAUGCAGGAAUUAAUGGGAACAUUUCCUAUCAAUUCAGCCAGGCAGUGGGACAGAAUGACUCAGCAUUUGUGAUUGAUUCAAUAACUGGUGAAAUUAAAAUCACAAAACCUCUGGACUUCGAGGCGGCAGACAUUCAUGAGCUCAGUGUGAGGGCCACAGAUGGUGGGGGUCUCUCAGCAAUCUGCAAAGUGCUGGUGGAAGUGGUGGAUGUGAAUGACAAUGCCCCAGAGCUGGUGGUCAGUUCCUUCAGCAGUCCCCUCCCCGAGAACACAGUGCCCGGCACGGUGGUUGCCCUGUUUGCGGUCAGGGACCGGGAUUCUGGUGCCAACGGGAAGAUCUCCUGUGCCCUCGAGGAUCAGCUCUUCUUCUCCCUGCGGCCAGCCUAUAAGAAUUACUAUGAGCUGGUGACAGUGAGCGCGCUGGACCGCGAGGAGACGCCUCGCUACAUCCUCAGUGUGAGGGCAGCAGAUGCGGGGUCGCCUCCUCUCACAACCACCCAGACCUUCAGCGUGGACAUCUCCGAUGUCAAUGACAACGCCCCCGUCUUCAACCAGAGCUCCUACACCAUGUACGUGCGUGAGAACAACGUCCCCACGGUGUUUGUUGGGGCCGUCAGUGCUGCAGAUGCUGACGUGGGGCUCAAUGCCAAGGUGACCUAUUCCCUGGCCCCAGAGCAAGGGGCAGAGCGGCCCUCGUGCUCCUGCAUCUCUGUGAACUCUGAGAACGGACACGUGUUUGUGCUGCGGCCCCUGGACUACGAGCACUUGAGGCAGACCGAGGUGACGGUCAGUGCCUCUGACGCGGGCUCUCCUCCCCUCAGAGCCAACGUCACCGUCCGCCUGGUCGUGCUGGACGAGAAUGACAACGCACCGCUGGUGCUCUACCCAGCCCAGGACAGCAGCCCAGCGUCCAGUGAGCUGGUGCCCGUGUCGGCUGAGGCGGGCUACCUCAUCAGCAAAGUGGUGGCCGUCGACGCCGACUCGGGACAGAACUCCUGGCUCUCCUACCACCUGCUGAGGGCCACCGACCCAGGGCUGUUUUCCGUGGCCCUCCAAAGCGGGGAGGUGCGUCUGAGGAGGCCGGUGACAGAGAGAGACAGCGUCAAGCAGAAGCUCCUUGUCCUGGUCAGAGACAACGGCAAGCCCCCGCUCUCAGCCACGGCAGCUCUGAGCGCUCUCCUGCUCAAGGACUUCUCCGACGUGCGCCUCCCGCACAGCAGCCCGGCCACAGAGGAUCAGGACGGCUCCCUGACCACCUAUUUAAUCAUUUCCUUGGUCUUUGUCUCACUCCUCUUCCUCAUCUCCACCGCAGUCUUUGUCGCUCGCAAGGUCUGCAGGAGAAAGCAGCUGAAGGCUGGCCAUGUGCUUUAUGGUGCCGACAACUUGCAGAGCGGCCUGGCCGAUGCAGCCGCUGCAGGGAGCCUGCCCCGCGCCUAUUGCUACGAGAUCAGCCUCACUACGGGCUCGGGCAACAGCGAGUUCAAAUUCCUCAAGCCCAUCCUGCCCAGCCUGCCCCCACAGCACUGCGCCGUGGGCCAGGGCCCGGAUGAGGAACAGGAUUUCCCCUGUGUCCCUGUCAGCACAGAGGACAUGGCCCCAGACAAUGCUGGGACUCUCUCUGCAGGACAGUUCAAUGCUCUGUCCUUUAACUGACUAGGGUUCUGCACAGCUGGAGGCUUCAUGGCCCAUGGGAGGAAGGGAUCCAGGCUGCAGCACCUGGCCAGUGUUCCUCCAGAGUAUAUCUGUGUUUGCAGUUGGUGCAGUGAAUUUCCUGAAAAUCAAUUAAGAAUAAAUAUCUUCCACUCCAAGAACCCCUGGCGAAAGUAAAGGAAGCCUCACUUCUCUUGCUUAGUCACUUAUGGAUUUCUGGUUUUUUACUGCCAUUUCUAUCAGGCUUUAACUGUGUGGUUAGCUUUUACACCUAUGCUCUUGUUUCUCUUCCUCUCUGACAAGACAGAGGAUGUUUUUAUUCUGAGCUUUAGGACAAGGUCGCUGUAGGCCUCACUAAUCGUAUCAUCAUGGAAAUGCAAAAAGCUUUUUCUGGGCUUCAGGAAAGCAUGGAAGUUGCGAGUACUGUGUCACAAUGUCACGUGGGCACUAGGCCCUUUCUUCCCUGGGUUCUGGAUGCCUCUUUCUGGAAUGUGAGAUCUGUGUGCUUUGCUUUCUUGUCGCUAUGUUUGUCCAUGCAGACACUGAAUAUCUGCAGAUGCCUCAGUAGUGCUACCUGGUGAAGCAGGGAGUUGCUCCCACCCAGCCAUUGCAACACAGGCAAUGCCAGCCCCGCAGGGAAGGAGGUGCUUAGGAUCCUUUCAGUGCAGUAGUCUCCUGUUCCUUAUCUAGCUCAGAGCAGGGCAGCAAAAUGCACCACAAAGUCUUCCUUUGCCUCACAAGUCGGCUUGGGGGAUCUGUCACUUCAGGACUGCCUUGGAAAUACAGGAGCACAAACAGUGUUAGGGUAGACUGCUGUGGUGUGGUUUUUGCUUUACGUUUGUGUUUGCCCACUAUUCUCCUCCCUAAUCUUCUCCCCUCCUGAGUUACCAAUCUCCCCAAGCCCUUGCCUAACUUCCUCUUUCCCAGGCUGUCAAUCCUACCUAUCCCGACGCCUUUUUCCAGAGUGUUCCUUGUCUAUCUUGUAGUAUUGGAUACCCCAUUUGUUGCUUUGUAUUAUCCCCCUGCCCUGCUCUCCCUGAUAGGUUUAUAGAAUGUUAUUCCUGCCCUAGAUUCCUCCCCUGCCAUGCCCUCAUUGGUUAGUCGCCCUGUACCACUCCCCCUAUAAAAACCUCUGCAGAGCCGCCCUGGGUUUUGCCUUGGGGUCCCAGGUUGUGGACCUAAUAAAUCCAUCCAGCUUUACCCCAAGUCCCGUGUUGUCAUUAUCUGUUCCUGCACCGGACCAAGCGAUAACUGGGAAUAGCAGAGCUCACGGGGGGAAGGUCACGCUCCUGGUGUCGCUGCCCAGCACGAUACGACAGCGCACUGCGACAGUAGACUGUAACUGAAAAGGGCUGCAGAAAUAGGUUCAUUAUUGUUGAAUGCAUUGAAAGGAAACCCCAUAAAUACUAAAAGACAAUUAUUGGAAGGAAGAGUAACGAAGAACUUGAAAAGAGACAUUGAGAUUGGUCUUUUCAUUGUUAUUCCUGAAUCCCAAGACUUCUUGAUGGGAAUAGAAAUCUGUCCCUGCAUGAUUUUUGGUGUUUGUUUUAGUACAUUUGCAUUCCCAUAUUUCCAUUUCUCCUCUGAAAUGUACUGAGCAUUUUACUGAGCCUGUUCCUCUAGAGAAGUGCCACCCCAUCUGGAAUUGCUGGUUGUAUGGAUGAUGUCUGUGAUGCAUGAAAUACACGGAAAGCUUCACACAUGCUCUGUUGUGCUGAAGUUACACAGUUUAACAAUGUAAAUUGGUAUGACUCUGGGUUUAGAACCUGAAAAAAUAUGUUAGGCUUAAAUGAAGAGAGCAUCGUACCUCCUUUAGUGGAGAGAGAAUUCUUCGUA